Molecule: messenger RNA, 581 nt
Organism: Cydia fagiglandana
Lineage: Eukaryota; Metazoa; Arthropoda; Insecta; Lepidoptera; Tortricidae
Product: protein P54-like
Exons: 3
Coding region: 1-477 (158 amino acids)
Source: RefSeq, a predicted model, not a curated record
AUGUUUGUUAAGCAAGGAGAGCUGGAUGAGUUGAUCAAGGUGCAUGAAGAAGAGGUUGAAAAGAUCGAAAACCUGAAGAUUAAAUUAGAAGAGCAGAACAAGGAGUACGAUCCACUCAUGGCGGAGAAAGAAGCCGAAUACGACCAGGAGUUGGCCGCGAAGUUGGACAAAUUUAUCAUCGAGCACGCCGCGAGGGUCAUACAGACCGCGUGGCGGGAUACUCUGAGGAACCGAGCUGAGAAGAGAAAGUUGUUGAAGUUGAAGAAAAAAAUUGAGGCAGAGAAAUUAGCAGCUGAAUUAAGAGCAGAACGUUUAGCUAAGCAGGCAGCUGCAAAUGCGAAAAAACAGGCGAAACAAGAAAAGGCUGAUGCAAAGGCAGCAGCCAAAGCAGCAAAGUUAGAAGCCAAAGCUAAAGAAGGGGAAGGUGCUGCUGCAGAAGGGCAGGAAACUCCUGCAGAAGGGCAAGCAAAAGAAUGAGAAUGUUUAUUUUUUGUUUAGAUUAUCAACGUAUUGUUUUUCAAUCAUUAGAAGCUUUGGUAAGUAUAACCUUGGUCUGUGGGUUUGUGGUAUGACGAAAUACC